Camellia sinensis is the source of this 540-nucleotide messenger RNA. NCBI's taxonomy places the organism in Eukaryota, Viridiplantae, Streptophyta, Magnoliopsida, Ericales, Theaceae. The record is from RefSeq and is a predicted model, not a curated record.
AUGGAUGAAGAAACGGUUUGUAUGACGCAAUCAACAAAUCAUAUCUCUUACUUCAAACAAUUUCUAGAGAACUUAAGACCAUAUAUCCGUCACAUAAAAGAUGUACGAGCAGAUGACAAUUAUGGUUUCAGGGUAAUAGCUGGAUUGAUUGGUUUAGGUGAAGAUGAUUGGCAACAAGUUAAGCGCAACUUGUUGACUGAGUUGCAUUCGAAUGUAGUGCACUGCAUGCAACUAUUUGAUUCACAAGAAAGGGUUGAUGAACUUAACUCUAUCUUAUCCUACUUCAAACCUAGCCCUAGAUUUAAUCAUUUGAUGACUAUGCCCGACAUGGGUCAUUUGAUAGCAUCAUAUUAUCGAGUCGUUCUUUACCAUUUAUCCAUGCAGCAAUUGUUGACCUUUUUACCACUUAGAUCAGUAUCGAUUGCAACACUUGAUCGAAGAAAUAUCUACAUAGGAUUUGUUUAUCUGCAACCAGGUCACCCAAUACCUUCGAUAGCAAAUAAUUGGAUUCGUUUUCAUCACCCGUGUGCUAGUGGAUAG